This is a messenger RNA of Aspergillus japonicus CBS 114.51, 562 nucleotides long. RefSeq lists its product as uncharacterized. The transcript has a single exon. The coding region runs from base 120 to 410 and encodes 96 amino acids. The record is from RefSeq and is a predicted model, not a curated record. NCBI's taxonomy places the organism in Eukaryota, Fungi, Ascomycota, Eurotiomycetes, Eurotiales, Aspergillaceae.
UCAAGUUGCUUGAGAAGGAGGAUGAAGAGCAGUGAUGGUGAAAUUACGAUGGUGAACAUUUCAUGGGACAUCCAUCCACCAUGACGAGGAGAGAAGGUUUUUGAUGAUAUGAGAAAGAAAUGUGCAGGAAACACUGCAAGGUGAGUGUGAUGACGAUGGCGGAGGCGGAAGAAGAAGAGGACAGAAAUGGAACCAGGAAAAAGAUAGUGGGAAAGAUUCAAGGACAGGAGGAAAUACAGGAAAGCAAUAGCGCAUUGGCCGGGAGGGGGGAGAAUGUGUCAGUUGUGGAAAGUUGGAGGAAGUCAAUGCCAGGAACAAGACAUAUACAGAAGAUGAACAGUUAUUCCAGCCGGCAACAACACGGCACGAGGUCUUUAGCAAGCAGAUCGGGCAUGGAUGGAAGUGGGUAGAUGCAUGGAGUAUUGUACAAUCAGUAGUAUGGAUUGAACGAAGCGAUCGGGAAAGGGAGACGCGGACGAUCCAUGGAGCAAUGCCAGAAAGUCUAUGUCCGAAGGGAGAGGCUGAAGGGCUUUACAACACCAGCCAUUGAUUGAAGAGGAAG